AUGCCUCUCAUACUAGAGCCCAUGCAGGAGAGUGACAUGGAAGCGAGCGUCGACAUCAUGUGGGAGGCCUUCCGUGAUAGCAUCAUGGGCAUUAUGUACCCUCAAGGCUUCACCAAGGCAGCGAGAGAACAUACCCUACAGACCUCGCUCAAAGCGUGGCGCAAAGACCCGGAGAAGUACCGCAAGAACAAGGUUAUAGAUACCGACCUACCGGACGAUGAUCGGUACAACAAGAUCGUAGGGACCGCAUGGUGGAAGUUCUACCCCAAGCCAAGGACCGACGCUGAGAUUGAAAAAGAAGACGAAGAGAGUAAGCAAGAUGGCCUACCGCCUGAUAUCGACGUCUCCAUGAUUGAGGGUUUCGGCGCCGCACUCCAGCACGCGAAGAAGGUACAUGUUGCCGGCAAGCCUCACAUUGUACUGCACAUCCUAACGACGCAUCCAAAUCACCACAGGCGAGGCGUGGGAGCGAUGCACCUGGAAUGGGGAUUCGAGCAGGCCAACAAGCUUGGGUUGCCGGUAUGGUUGGAGGCCAGUCCGAUUGGGAGGCCUCUUUAUGCGCGCAUGGGCUUUGAUACGGUUGGGUGGUUGCCGUUUGACUUUACCAGAUUUAAGAAUGGGAAGGAUCUGCCGCAUGCGCUGAUGCUGCGGCAGCCGGAAAGGACUAAGGGCGUAAACAGUAGCGUAGAGGACAGCAUUACUGUGGCGUGA
Baudoinia panamericana UAMH 10762 is the source of this 711-nucleotide messenger RNA. RefSeq lists its product as uncharacterized. Lineage: Eukaryota; Fungi; Ascomycota; Dothideomycetes; Mycosphaerellales; Teratosphaeriaceae. Gene Ontology annotation, molecular function: acyltransferase activity, transferring groups other than amino-acyl groups. The transcript has a single exon. Bases 1 to 711 code for a protein of 236 amino acids. The record is from RefSeq and is a predicted model, not a curated record.